AAGAUAAUUACUAAUUGAUUUUGUUUUUCAUUUGAAUAGUUCAUGGUAGCUCUUGUCCUGGUCAUCUUUUCCAUGGUGGCAGCCGAAUCGCCAAGACCUAAACAAUUUUUGGCUAGACAAUCAGCUGCUCCUUAUCAACCGAGGGGGUGGAGACCUUCCGGACCUCAAUUCAAUCUUCCUUUAAGAUCUCAGAAACAAGUUCAACAACCACAACCACCUGUCCCAGCCGCAUCGUAUGGACCACCGCCAGCAUCUUCUUACGGUCCACCGGAAGAAGCAACAACCACGACAACGGAAGCUCUUCCAACAACAACCGAGACAAUAGAAGAAACCACUACGCUGGAACCAGAAGCUGAGAACAUUUUGGACGCCGACCAAGAAGUAUCAGCCAAAUUGGAAAAUCCCGGAUCUUACUACGUGGUCGUUCCGCAAACACAAAAGUUAGUGGCUUCGCCUUUGGUAGCAUUAAAAAGUGCCAAACUUGUGUCCACACCAGCUUUGCCUAGAAGAGUUCCGGUCCAGGCGAUACCAGCUUUCGCCAAAAUUCAAGAGUUGCCUCAAGUUUUCGAAACUGUGCCUUACAUUCAAACUGUACCACUAGCCUCUUCGUCCGCCUACAUCAACGCAGUUAACACACCUUUCAGUUCUUCCUACAUUCAGGUCGUCCAGUAAAUUAGUUGUAUAUAGAAAAUAUUAUUUAUUUGUGAAAAAUAUAUUUAUCGUUUAAUAAACGUUUGA
This is a messenger RNA of Aethina tumida (small hive beetle), 738 nucleotides long. Its product is annotated as protein PRRC2C. The transcript has 2 exons. The coding region runs from base 43 to 672 and encodes 209 amino acids. NCBI's taxonomy places the organism in Eukaryota, Metazoa, Arthropoda, Insecta, Coleoptera, Nitidulidae. The record is from RefSeq and is a predicted model, not a curated record.